Molecule: messenger RNA, 223 nt
Organism: Candidula unifasciata
Lineage: Eukaryota; Metazoa; Mollusca; Gastropoda; Stylommatophora; Geomitridae
Source: the annotation of a GenBank genome assembly
CUCCCGUCCCAUUACCGGACUGGGUAGUAAUCUAGAGACUCUGCUAGUCAGACCAAUCAGAUAUACCAGCGCUUGCAGCGACCACAGCUCUGGCGACGACGACUCUGAUGGAGGGGAUGUGUUUUUUGAGACGAAAUAUCACCGCCCCAGAGCUGCGUCAAUGAGAACGUCACGUGACCUAGCAGCUACAGUUCGAAGACGCAGUAGCAAGGAUCUGAUAUAA